GCCUCUAUAAGACCAAGCCUCCUCCAUCCAUCCACACACACUCUCUAAACACAACACACACACUCCAGUGGCCAUGGGAGACUUCCUGAAGAACACGCUGGGUAACGAUGGAAUUGCAAAAAUAGCUGGACAGAAAGUGGGUGGGCUGGUGGAGGACGCCGUGGGUAAAGCCCUGGGUGGAGGCAAGAAAGAGGGGGAGGAGAAGAAAGGAGGAGGAGGAGGAGGAGGAGGAUUUGGAGUGGAGGACGCCCUCUCACUCGUUGGUGGAAAGAAAGACGACAAAGGAGGAUUCGGCGUGGACGACGCCCUCUCACUCGUUGGUGGAAAGAAAGACGACAAAGGAGGAUUCGGCGUGGACGACGCCCUCUCACUCGUUGGUGGAAAGAAAGACGACAAAGGAGGAUUCGGCGUGGACGACGCCCUCUCACUCAUUGGUGGCAACAAGGAGGGAGGAGACGGAGGAGGAGUGAAGAAAGCCCUUGGAGGACUGUUUGGAUAGAAACCCUGCAGACCACGUCCUGAGGAAAACCUGCUCCUCUGGAAAACCUUCAGCUUUUUGAAAAUGAAAUAAGAAAAUAAUGUAACCAUUAAGAAUCAUGCUCAGUCACGACUUACUGUUUAAUCAGAUGUGUUAUCUCUGUUGGUUUUAAAUUAAACACAUUAUCUUCACUGUCAUGAAUGAAAAGGUUCAAACUGUCUCCUGAGUUUCUCUGAGGUCUGUUCAGAUCAGCAUCAUUUACUCAUUAAACUGUUUGAUCAAA
Messenger RNA from Lates calcarifer (barramundi perch), 761 nucleotides. RefSeq lists its product as uncharacterized. The record is from RefSeq and is a predicted model, not a curated record. NCBI's taxonomy places the organism in Eukaryota, Metazoa, Chordata, Actinopteri, Centropomidae. The transcript is spliced from 3 exons. Bases 74 to 499 code for a protein of 141 amino acids.